CCCGACGGGAGCGCAUGCCGCCUCACACCAAAAGUAGCCGGUCGGACUGCUCACACCCUCUGCUUAUUACUACUGCGGCUAUUUCUGUCACUCUCCCUAUUCCAGUUUUUUUUUUUUUUUUCCUCCGCAAGUCCAAGUCCUUCUCGACUGCAGCAUAGGUAGCCAUGGCCUCGAGAAUACUAUCCCACGGAGCCCGCGCCCUCGCAAGGAAUACCCCUCCGAUCCGCACGUUCACCAACUCAGCGCCUCGUCUGGACGCUGUCGCUGCGGCGCCGCUCCCUGCACGGAGGCCAGUCGGUGCGCUGAGGGGAGGGCUCUUCGGCUUCUUCCUCGGCAGCACCCUCGCCGGCGGCGGGGUCUACUACUACGCGAUCCAGGAGUACAAGGCCUCGAACGAGCUGCUGACUGAGGACAUUUACGCUCUGCAAGACGCUGUCGAACGGUUGAGCAACUAUGUGACCAAGUUGGAGGAGAAGAUGGAGGCACUGGAGAGGAAGAAGAAAUGAGUUACGAUUACGGUUGUGGGCUGGCUGGGAGGGCAUGAAUCUGGGUACUGGGUUGUAUGAGGUGGGAAUAAUCGGGAACUGUACAUCACUUCUUCGCCGGCGACAGAGAUGAACACUUGAGGGCAGGAUUGAACAGUCGUGCCGUGGGUUGCAUUGCGGCGUUUCCUUGAAUAAAUACCAAGUAUACCGGCCGUGCCCGACUUCUUCGGUUGUACAUCAUCUUCCUUCGCGCGCCCCAAAAUUGUAUGCGAUCUCGUAUAUUCAACUUCUUUCCUAGCUCGCAGACCCGGUGUCAUUAGCGCGGGUCGGUGAGUCGGGCCUGUG
Chaetomium strumarium is the source of this 830-nucleotide messenger RNA. RefSeq lists its product as uncharacterized. Bases 165 to 506 code for a protein of 113 amino acids. The record is from RefSeq and is a predicted model, not a curated record. NCBI's taxonomy places the organism in Eukaryota, Fungi, Ascomycota, Sordariomycetes, Sordariales, Chaetomiaceae. The transcript has 3 exons.